Cololabis saira (Pacific saury) is the source of this 1135-nucleotide messenger RNA. Its product is annotated as zinc finger protein OZF-like. Gene Ontology annotation, cellular component: transcription regulator complex; PcG protein complex. The transcript is spliced from 2 exons. Gene Ontology annotation, molecular function: DNA-binding transcription factor activity, RNA polymerase II-specific; RNA polymerase II cis-regulatory region sequence-specific DNA binding. Gene Ontology annotation, biological process: regulation of transcription by RNA polymerase II. The coding region runs from base 1 to 1023 and encodes 340 amino acids. The record is from RefSeq and is a predicted model, not a curated record. Lineage: Eukaryota; Metazoa; Chordata; Actinopteri; Beloniformes; Belonidae.
AUGCUACAUCCAGCAGACCCCCCACAAGAAAAUGUUUGUAAGGUGGAGGAGGACGGGGUUUUCAGUGACCAGCACCUGGAUAACCUGGAGAGGAGCUGCAGCCCGGACCAGGAGGAACCAGGGCAUCCACAGACUACAGAACCGGAGGAAAACUCCAGCGGUCAGGAGAUUAAGCAUGAGGACGUAGAGGUGGAUGUCUCUGAUGUGAAAGUUGAAAAUGGUGAACCAGGACCAAACUGUGGCCAGCUGCUGUUGCACACUUCUCCUGAAGCUCAAAACAAAGAUGAGGAAGGGACUGAAAGUUUACGCUCAGACUCCAGUAAAACUGCAGAUCCGGAGCCAAUGAGACGACACGGUGACCACGAAGAUGCUGCUGUCCCGUCAGACAGCAACUGUAAAUCAAAGCUGACCAAGACCCACACGGGGAAGAAGGUAUUUACUUGCAGCACUUGCAAGAAAGAGUUCAGUAGAAGUAGUAUUUUAAUAGAUCACAUGAAGAUCCACACUGGCGAAAGGCCGUACCUGUGCAACACCUGCGGCAAACACUUUACUAAAUUAUCGAAUCUUAAAUGCCACAUAACCAGGCACACGGGCGAAAAGCCAUACAUCUGCAAAACAUGUGGAAAAAGUUACACAGAACGUUCCAGCCUGCUGGUUCACUCAAGGAUCCACACCGGCGAAAGGCCGUACCUGUGCAACACCUGUGGGAAAACCUUUACUUCUUCAUCAGCUCUUAAACGGCACAUAACCACGCACACGGGCGAGAAGCCCUACAUCUGCAAAACAUGUGGAAAAAGUUACAAAGAACAUUCCAGCCUGCUGGUUCACUCAAGGAUCCACACUGGCGAAAGGCCGUACCUGUGCAACACCUGCGGGAAAACCUUUAUUAAAUCAUCACAUCUUAAACGGCACAUAACCACGCACACGGGCAAAGAGCGACAUUUGUGCAAGGCGUUUAGCUGCAGAAUUGAUUUGCUGAGUCACAUGAAAAAUCACCCGGAGGAGAAGUCUGGUGACUCGUGACAAAUGAAGCUCAUGUUGUCGUCCUCCGGGGGCAGCUGUCCACUCCUGUCUGACCGACAGAAGAAGAACCCGCAGAAGUCCAGCCACCACCUCCUGUGGCUGAUGAGCCUUA